AUGGCCGACGACAGUUACCGAAAAGAGUAUCCUCAGCAGAGCCGCCCCGACGACAGUCACCCCCGAAAUCAGUCGCACUAUCCUCCACCACCAGAUACCGCACAGCGUCCAUCCGACGUUCCUCCAGGCACCAUGGCUACUUCAGUCACUCUACCGUCCAUCCAUGACUCUCGCGGUUAUGGGCCGCCGCCUGCAGCUCCGGGUCGUGGCUAUCCUGCGGACCCGCGAUAUGCAUCUCCCAAUGCUGUCAACGGUUACCCGCCUCCUGGCCAGCAGCCUCCACCAGGCCAACCUCAGCAGUAUCUCCCACCUCUUCAACCUCAGUCCGACCCCCGAUCCUCAGCCUACCCUCCUCCCCCACCAGAUCAACGAGGUUAUUAUGAUGACCGCCGACCUCCGUAUGGGCAGGAGCCAUAUCCGCAGGACCCCUACUAUGCUUACUACCGCGGCCAGCCACCUCCAGGACCGCCGCCAAAUGGCUACCGCCAUCAUCCUGGCGGCGUUUAUGAGUACCCUCCCGUUGGGCCUGGUAAUGGGCCUCCUCUCACGCAGGCAGCCCCUCGUCAAAGAACAUCAAUUGCUUGCCGAUAUUGCAGGAAAAGAAAGAUUCGCUGCAGCGGCUACCAAACUGCUCCUGGUGGAAAGUGCCAGAAUUGUGCUAGAAUGAACCAGGAAUGCAUCUUCCAGCCUGUCUCCUCAUCAAGCUCGACAGCUUUUAUACCUGUAUCGGCAGUUCCAGGAGGCGUUCCUCCGGGCACACAGUUAUUCGGCGCCUAUGGUCAACCUUUGGCACCAGGCAACCCUCCACCUCCACCUCCACCACAUGCUGCUUAUCAGCAUGCUACUGCCCCACCGCCUCCAGGGAGCUACUACGCGCCUGUUCAGUCACCGACGGAAUCCUUCUCGUCUUACGGAGACGCGAGAACAGAUGAUGGUAGCCAGCUUGCAGGACGACGACGACGCAGGACUUCAGAGGAACAGGAUGACGCUUAUAGACUACCUCCUCCACGAAGCGCCGUAGACGAAGACCCACGACGAAGGUCGCCAGCCGAGUUUUCUAACCACAGUAGUCCGGGCGGAGUUGGAUAUCCACCGUACCAGGGCGCGAGACACAGCCCGCGGAACCCGACGAGUGGUACCUUGCCUCAAGCCACGCCUAGUGGUAGCUAUGCUACUUCUGCUCCCGGUGGUCGGUCUCCGACAGGCCAGAAUGGGUCAAGUGGUGCGUCCACCCCUGCCAGACAGGGACAGCAAUCCCAAGGAGCAAACGCAUCGAUCAUGAGCCUGAGCAACUUGGUAGAGAAGAAUGACAUCGACAAAACCAUGAUCGACAGGCUUAAUCGACCUGCACCAGGUCAGCCAGGUGGUCGAAGAGACGUCAGCCGUUAA
Molecule: messenger RNA, 1389 nt
Organism: Fusarium coffeatum
Lineage: Eukaryota; Fungi; Ascomycota; Sordariomycetes; Hypocreales; Nectriaceae
Exons: 2
Coding region: 1-1389 (462 amino acids)
Biological process (GO): regulation of DNA-templated transcription
Cellular component (GO): nucleus
Molecular function (GO): DNA-binding transcription factor activity, RNA polymerase II-specific; zinc ion binding
Source: RefSeq, a predicted model, not a curated record